Theileria orientalis strain Shintoku is the source of this 1776-nucleotide messenger RNA. Its product is annotated as vacuolar H+-ATPase, a subunit. NCBI's taxonomy places the organism in Eukaryota, Apicomplexa, Aconoidasida, Piroplasmida, Theileriidae. Gene Ontology annotation, biological process: proton transmembrane transport; ATP metabolic process. Gene Ontology annotation, molecular function: ATP binding; proton-transporting ATPase activity, rotational mechanism; ATP hydrolysis activity. Bases 1 to 1776 code for a protein of 591 amino acids. Gene Ontology annotation, cellular component: proton-transporting V-type ATPase, V1 domain. The record is from RefSeq and is a predicted model, not a curated record. The transcript has 8 exons.
AUGGAUCCAUUAUUAACUGAAAACAUCCAUGGUACUAUUUACAGAGUAUCUGGACCAUUGGUUAUUGCCAGCGAUAUGCCUGGAACAAAGAUGUUUGAAUUGGUUCGAGUCGGCCAUAAUAAUAUUAUUGGAGAGAUUAUACAAAUAGAAGGAAAUUCCAAUACAGGAAAGCCUUUAUCGGUAGAGCUAGGUCCUGGACUGUUGGAUUCUGUAUUCGAUGGCACACAGAGACCAUUAAUUAAAAUUAGAGACACAUUUCAAAAAUAUUAUGUUCCCGUCGGUGUAAAUCUCCCACCUCUUGAUAGGAAUAAAUUGUGGAAAUAUCAGCCGUCAUUAAACUUUAGCGUAGGUGACCUGAUUACAGGCGGCGAUAUAUUUGGAACGGUAUACGAAACGGAAAUAUUUCCAAACCAUCAUAUAAUGUUGCCUCCAAACUUAAACGGACGUAUAACCUUCAUGGCACCGGCCGGCGAAUACACAGUCGAGGAGAAGUUGCUUGAAAUUGACUACUUGGAUAAAAAAAUUACAUGUAACAUGAUACAAAUAUGGCCCGUUAGGCAACCAAGACCAAUAUUAAAAAAAAUACAAGGACGCGAGCCACUGUUAACAGGCCAACGCGUCUUAGACUCACUUUUUCCGUCGGUUAAAGGUGGCACCUGCGCAAUUCCAGGAGCAUUUGGAUGUGGCAAAACAUGUAUAUCUCAUGCUUUAGCCAAGUACAGUAACACUGAUGUCACAGUGUAUGUUGGAUGCGGAGAACGUGGUAACGAAAUUGCAGAAGUUCUGAAGGAGUUCCCACACCUGACGACCAAGUUUAACGGAAAAGAUGUUCCAAUCAUGGGAAGAACCUGCCUCGUUGCAAACACUUCAAACAUGCCUGUCGCAGCAAGAGAAGCGAGCAUAUACACAGGAAUUACAAUAUCCGAGUACUUUAGAGACAUGGGAUUUAACGCAUGUAUGAUGGCAGAUUCAACAAGCAGAUGGGCAGAGGCACUGAGGGAGAUAUCAGGACGUCUGGGAGAGAUGCCAGCAGACUCUGGCUACCCAGCAUAUUUAUCAUCGAGACUGUCAGCAUUCUACGAGAGAGCAGGUGUUGCGCAAUGUCUAGGCUCAUCGGAUAGAACCGGUUCUGUAACAAUAGUUGGAGCAAUAUCGCCACCAGGAGGAGACUUCUCGGACCCAGUAACAGCAGCGACGAUGUCGAUCGUGCACGUCUUUUGGGGACUCGAUAAGAAGUUGGCACAGAGAAAGCACUUCCCAUCAGUCAACUGGACAAGCUCAUUUACAAAAUACGAUAAGCUGCUAGAAACAUAUUUUGAAGAUAAAAUGCCAAAGUUCGGAUACCUGGUGGAAAUGUUUAAGUCCUUGUUGCAGAAAGAGUCUGAGCUGUCGGAGAUAGUGCAGCUGGUGGGAAAGGACUCGCUGUCUGAAGAUCAGAAGCUGUGUCUGGAGAUAGCGAAGAUGAUAAGAGAGGACUUUCUACAGCAAAAUUCAUUCACAGACUACGACUUCAAGUGCCCACUCUAUAAGACCUUUGGGAUGAUGGAGACGCUGGUGACACUGUACAACGAAAGCCUAAAGGUUAUAACGGAAACCAAUAAGAAGGGGAACCCCGUUACAUGGAGUACAAUUUACAACCUCAUGAGGGACACAAUCAACAAGAUCACGAGACUGAAGUUCACGGACCCAAGGUUGGAAGAUGAAGAGUACGUGAAGAUGUUCAAAGAGUUGAAUGAGGAGGUCGUAUCUGGCCUAAGAUCGAUGCUCGAUGUGUAA